Messenger RNA from Hyaena hyaena (striped hyena), 1199 nucleotides. It is a transcript of the gene C1QTNF2, whose product is annotated as C1q and TNF related 2. Bases 109 to 1041 code for a protein of 310 amino acids. The transcript is spliced from 4 exons. The record is from RefSeq and is a predicted model, not a curated record. Lineage: Eukaryota; Metazoa; Chordata; Mammalia; Carnivora; Hyaenidae. Gene Ontology annotation, molecular function: protein binding.
GCUGCCUCGGCAGGAGGCGGGGACGCGGAGCAGUGCCGAGAGAGCUUCGAGCUUCGUGGCUCCGGAAGCCCCGGGACGUGGCCGAGACCGCUAGGCAGGAAGACUGUCAUGCGUCCUUCUUACUCAGCUCCCACCAGAAAGGAGAAUUUAGGAACUAAGAUAGCUUUUAAAAAGGUGACCACCAUGAUCCCUUGGGUACUCUUGUUCUGUGCUCUCCCUUGUGCAGCUGACCCGCUGCUUGGUGCCUUCGCUCGCAGGGACUUCCAAAAAGGCUCCCCUCAACUUGUCUGCAGCUUGCCUGGCCCCCAAGGCCCACCUGGCCCCCCGGGAGCCCCAGGGCCCUCAGGAAUGGUGGGAAGAAUGGGCUUUCCUGGAAAAGAUGGCCAGGAUGGCCAGGACGGGGACCGGGGGGACAGCGGAGAGGAAGGUCCACCUGGCCGGACAGGUAACCGGGGAAAGCCAGGACCAAAGGGCAAAGCCGGGGCCAUUGGGCGGGCCGGUCCUCGCGGCCCCAAGGGGGUCAGUGGUGCUCCGGGGAAGCACGGCACACCAGGAAAGAAGGGGCCCAAGGGCAGGAAGGGGGAGCCGGGCCUCCCAGGCCCCUGCAGCUGCGGCAGUGGCCACGCCAAGUCUGCCUUCUCGGUGGCAGUGACCAAGAGCUACCCACGGGAGAGGCUGCCCAUCAAGUUUGACAAGAUCCUGAUGAACGAGGGUGGCCACUACAAUGCAUCCAGUGGCAAGUUCGUCUGUGGCGUGCCGGGGAUCUACUACUUCACCUACGAUAUCACCCUGGCCAACAAGCACCUGGCCAUCGGCCUGGUGCACAACGGCCAGUACCGCAUCCGGACCUUCGAUGCCAACACAGGCAACCAUGAUGUGGCCUCGGGCUCCACCAUCCUGGCUCUGAAGCAAGGUGAUGAGGUCUGGCUGCAGAUCUUCUACUCAGAGCAGAACGGGCUUUUCUAUGACCCUUACUGGACCGAUAGCCUCUUCACAGGCUUCCUCAUCUAUGCCGACCAGGACAACCCCAAUGAGGUGUAGAUAGGAAGGUGUUGGGUCUCCAGGGAGGUAACGAGAUCCUGGACUUCCGGAAUAAGACCCCUCAACUCUCUGCUGGGUGGGAGUGGGAACUUCCAGCCUCGGACAUUCCUCCUCUGCCCAUUUUUUCCUCCAUCAUUAAAUCCAAGCUUUUUUAUUCA